Molecule: messenger RNA, 1137 nt
Organism: Orussus abietinus
Lineage: Eukaryota; Metazoa; Arthropoda; Insecta; Hymenoptera; Orussidae
Gene: mRpL45
Product: probable 39S ribosomal protein L45, mitochondrial
Exons: 6
Coding region: 151-1083 (310 amino acids)
Cellular component (GO): mitochondrion
Source: RefSeq, a predicted model, not a curated record
CACGUGUGAAUCCGCCAUUACACUUCACACAUGGAAAUGUCACCUUCUUGAGAUUGUAAUUUCAUAUCAUUUCGUAUUAUUAACAACAAGAAGAGGAGAUUGAAUUUCUAACAAAAAGCUAAUUACAAUUUACGCGUGAACGACCAAAAUAUGUCGCGAUACACAGUCACCGGAAUUUCUGCCCUUGGCAGAAUUAUACAGCAAAAUCCAGGCCUUCUCGUGCCAGGAGUGACCUCGAGUUGGCUUCAACAUUCGCGAGCGAAACACUGGAAUCCACAGUUUAAGAAAUUCCGUAGAGAAAAAGUGAUUAAAGUGGAGCUACCAGAUUAUAACUUAGAUGUGGAAUCCUUAUCAAAGGAGGAAAUGCGCUCACACAUGAAAAAGAUGGGUUUACAACCUAUGGCACCAUCGACGGAAAGAACAUUAUACUUUGCUUCCACUCAAUCUAUUUUCGAGCCGUACAUACCACCAGAAGGGGAUGGAAAGUUCUCAGCUAUCAGUACAACGGGUGCAAAACAAAAAUUAGAAUUUGUUGAGAAGAAAGGAAAAUCCAUGCUGGCACUUAGAAAGAUCAGAAGCUUUGAAGAAGAUUUUGACGUCAACAUCUUUGUCGAGGAAGCACGUGAUAUUUAUAUAAAAGCCCAUGAAGCAUUAGCAAGUAAGGAUAGACACCAGUUGCGACAGUACGUAACAGAAAGAGCAUAUCCUGAUAUGAGAAGUAAUACUUUAUACAAAACGAUUCACUGGAAAUUCCUUGAAUCUUUAGAACCAGCACGUGCAGUACAUGUAAGAUGCACAGACAUGAUUACAAAGGAAAAUAUUUUUGCUCAAAUCACUGUCCGUUUCCAUACUCAACAGUUAUUAGCUAUUUAUGAUCGAUUUGGACGCCUAAUGCACGGUAGUGAGAUAUUGAAGAAAGAUGUUCUUGAAUACGUUGUGUUUGAAAAACAUGUAGCCGAUGAGUACGGCACCUGGCGUAUUCAUGGAAAAAUUAUUCCACCCUGGAUGUCACUUCCUGAACCAGCCCAAAAAACAUAUAUAAAAAAACCAGAAGUCAUUGAAAAAACAGUACCUGUGGAUUAACUUUAACCUUUAACCUUAAACUAACGUUAAAUAAAUUAGUAUAACUGCAUCGAA